Molecule: messenger RNA, 282 nt
Organism: Exophiala spinifera
Lineage: Eukaryota; Fungi; Ascomycota; Eurotiomycetes; Chaetothyriales; Herpotrichiellaceae
Exons: 2
Coding region: 1-282 (93 amino acids)
Biological process (GO): mitochondrial respiratory chain complex II assembly
Cellular component (GO): mitochondrion
Source: RefSeq, a predicted model, not a curated record
AUGCGCUAUUCAGGCCUACAAAGAGAAGUGAUGAAGUUAUACAGACAGUGUUUACGAGCUGCUGGGAAGAAACCUGAGGUUCGUGCCAACUCUGUCGCCUUUAGCCACAGACUAAUCGGCCUAAAGUCAAGCAAGACACACUUUCGGGAUGCAGCCAGACGCGAAUUUCGCAAGCACCAGAAGGUUGACAAGAAAGACUUCGCCGCAAUCGAAGCUCUCCUGCGCAUGGGCUCGCGAAAGCUCGAACUAUACUCUUCCCCUGGCGUCAAAGACAUCCACUGA